Molecule: messenger RNA, 3743 nt
Organism: Dalotia coriaria
Lineage: Eukaryota; Metazoa; Arthropoda; Insecta; Coleoptera; Staphylinidae
Gene: lqf
Product: epsin homolog lqf
Exons: 8
Coding region: 600-2372 (590 amino acids)
Biological process (GO): endocytosis
Cellular component (GO): plasma membrane; clathrin vesicle coat; endosome
Molecular function (GO): phospholipid binding; clathrin binding
Source: RefSeq, a predicted model, not a curated record
CAUGAGUACACAACUUUACAAUUUUACAACGUUUACAAUUAAGAAAAGUAACUUUAGUAUUGGUGCACAAAGUAAAAGUUCCUAGAUACGCGACGGCCAUUUUGAAAGUAACCGAGAAUGACUAGUUUCAUCAUCAUGUUGUCGGAGUGUGGGUCGGGCUCGCGAACGUAAAGGAAAAAAAAGCGCGUCUGGGCAAAGCCAGGAGGGACUCGUAACGUCAAGCCCAGUCGAGCCCUUCGUGCACACUUUUGAUCAAACUCGCCUCGUCAACCGAUGGUCAGUGCACCCUGCGUCCAUAUACAUUGUGAUAAGUUGCUGGACGGUGCCAGUGCGCGGAGCGUUUGUUGUGCCAGCAGUCUCACUUCAACAGGCUCAGUGAUAGCGGGACAGGCGUGGAACAUCCCAACCCUUAUUGCGCGAAUAGAAAGCGAAGGCCGCAUGCGAAACGAGCCGUUGUAGUGUUGUGGACGCUUACCGCCGCUUCCCCCCCGUUCUGCAUGCAUGAAAUAAUAAUUAAUUUCGACGAUUUGAUAGUUUACCGCACACCUUGUUAAUUCUAGAUUGUAUUUCCCAAAACGCACUUGUAACAAGUUUGAAAAAUGCGACGCGGAGGAGAGAUGCAGGUGAAUGUGGCCGGCCUGCGACGCAACCUCAAGAAUCUCGCGCACAACUACUCGGACGCCCAGCGCAAGGUGCGCGAGGCGACCUCCAAUGAUCCAUGGGGCCCCAGCAGCACCAUCAUGGCGGAGAUCUCCGAUCUCACCUACAACGUGAUGGCAUUCAGUGAGAUUAUGCAAAUGAUAUGGAAGAGGUUGAACGAUCACGGCCGCAACUGGAGGCACGUAUACAAGGCGCUCGUCCUGUUGGAGUAUCUCAUCAAGACGGGCAGCGAGAAGGUGGGUCAGCAAUGUAAGGAGAACAUAUUUGCGAUACAGACCUUACAAGACUUCCAGCACCUCGAGGAAGGCAAGGAUCAAGGGCAGAACGUGCGCGAGAAAGCGCGCCAGCUGGCGCAGCUACUACAAGACGACGAGCGACUACGCACCGAGCGCGCCAAGGCCAUCAAGGCGAAAGAGCGCCUCGCGAAGCAGCCGUGUGCGUUCGGGAGCGAUGGCGGUUUGGACACACCGACCAGCCCCAAGUAUCCGCCAUUCCGCGGUGCAGAAUGGAAUAAUAGCCGAGACUCCGGCAGCGAGCUGCCGAACGACCUGGAGAUGGCGCGCCCACAGACCGCAGGCGAGGAGGAUCUUCAGCUGCAGUUGGCGAUUGCUAUGUCAAAGGAGGAGGCCGAGCAGGAGGAGCAGAAGCGACGCUCUGAUGACGUGCGGUUGCAGCUCGCGCUCAGUCAGAGCCAGCAAGACUUCAAAACUACACAGGACAAGCCAAGCGCCAUGCUGGAUCUACUAGACGUCAGUCCCGAUGAGGCUGCGGGCAACAAGAACGUAGAUCCCUGGGGAAUGCCACAAAUACCUAAACCGCAGUUGGGGUUCGGCUCAAUAUUUCUCGAUCACCCUUUUAAUAUGUCCACACAGUGGAAUACCUCUAGCCCAUGGCAUACAAAUACGGCGGCUUCACCGCCAGCGGCAACGAGUGACCCUUGGGCACCAGCGUUGGCAUCAGGCGGCGCAGCAGCAAUGCCUAUGCCAGCGGUGGCGCCUAUGCCUGCAGACCCGUGGAGCCCUAAAGCAAUAUCCACUCCUUUGGUAGAGACAGCAAUACGGAACGACCCAUGGUCGCCGGUCAGUCAAAGCUCCUCCGACUUGGACGACUUUGACGCAAUCACGAACCGCAAUCGGACAAUAUCACCCACCUCCGACGUCACACACAACAACGGUACUACAACGAAUAACAAUUCAGAUCCGUUUGAGUUGAAUUUACUCGGGGACUCUCUACCAAUUACAUCGGCUGGCCCCAGUCCCUCGACGGGAGCGACCAAAAAGACGCCGCAGUCCUUCCUGGGAGAGAAUUCUGCGCUUGUCAACUUGGACAAUUUAGUAACAAGUACAGGUAAACCAGCUAAUCAAAUGAACACGGCGAAUCCGUUCUCGGAGACGACGCAACCGCCGCGCCCUGUCUUCAAUCCGCAGCCGCCAAAACCUACGAUGAAUCAGAUCAAGCAGGCGCCGUUCAUGGCGGCGCCCCAGCUAGGCAGUACGCCGCCGUAUGCUAGUAACUUCAACAACCAGUCGCCGGCAUUUGGCAAUUCCACAGCGCCUUACCCUACGAACGGCGCAUUCCACGCGGUGCCGCAGCCGACGCCGGCCGUCGACCCGUGGACACCGGUACCGUCCAGCAAUUCUACGGCUAGCGCCUCGCAACUGGGCGCACCGUGGAUGAAACCAGGUGAACACGCGAACCCUUUCCUGUCCUAAGAAGCACUCUGUGUCCCCAAUUUUAAUUUUACACAAACUCCCCCAACCGCCCUGCCUUCGAUGUUGUGCGGCAUGUAUUUUUGAAGAACGUAUUUUAAUUUUUAUCACGCCGGUAUUGGACCGGCUCAGCGAGAGAAUGAUGAGAUUUCACCAUAAAUAUUUACCUAUAAUUGCAUAGAGCUUUAUCCGUUACUCAUGUUUCUUCUCGUUUAAAUACGACGAGGAUCGCCGAUUAUUUAUAUUUGAUCAACGCGGUGAAGAGGUAACGAAUGCAACAUUUUAUUUGUGACUUGUGUCGCACUGGACGGGUGUCUAUAAAUUUGUUCAAUGCGUUUGUUGUAGAUUUCGUUUAUAUUCAUUUCCAUUAGGAUUUGUUUAGUUUCCGUUUGCUGCAUGGUCUGUGCAUGGGCCAACGACUCGUAGUUUUGAACGGCCUGUCGAGCCAGUCAUCAUGUCUAACCCCCCGCUCAACAUUUGUUUCAGGUUAUACGUUCUAAACACCCACUAACACUAACUAACUGCACUCAAAUUGACACCUAAAGUAAUUGUCUAUGAUUAAAAAAAAGAUUGAAGCGAAACAAAAGCGAGCAGAACUAACAAAGAAGAACUGAACCGAGGCGACGCUGUGCGAAAUUAAUUCAGCAUCGAUUAUCAUCGUAUCAAUUAUUGUGUUUGUAUCGUUUUACGAGCAUUGCAAACCGACAUCACUAAUCAAAGUAUUUUAUGCAUUUAUUCCAUUUUAUUGAUUCAUUAUCUAUUUUCUUGUGCAUUGUACAAGUGAAGGACAUCACCCUAUCUAUACCUUGGUCGUUUCCUGGCCUAACGAAAAGCGCGUGACGAAAUCUUUGCAACGCUUGAGGAUUAUUUGUGCGAGGAUGAAAUAGCAAAGUUAACAUAACACAACUGCAAUACCGUUUUAAAAUUUAAGUAGGCAAUUUCAGCUUUAUAUUCGUGCGCAUUAUAUUUCAUGCGACUAAACAAAACUAAUUGUAAUCCUUGGAACGAUGGAAGUGCACUUGUUGAAUUAUUUUAAAUGUUUAACGUUUUUGGAGCACCCUCUCCUCGAUAAAAGGCGCAGACAAACGAAAUCUAUACGAGCGAAGAAAACAAGCAACCAAACACCAAAAUUUCAUUAGGCGUACAUUUUAAUAUUGCUAAACCCUUUACAUAAAUGUUGUGUUUUAAUUUGAUAUAAGAGGAUGAGCCGAGGAGAUAGAGAAAAAAAAAUGAACGCAUUGUAAUAUUAAUUAUUCUACAAUAUGAUUACUAAUAAUGGUGCAAAGUUAUUUAUAUAUAAUAUAUAUAUACAUAUAUUUAUAUAUGAACUUAUAAUUAUUAUAAUGAAUUACAUAAUGUGUUAUCAAGAAUCAA